AUGGCAGUUGUUUUGAGGUUUGUUAACAAAAGUGGACAAGUGAAGGAGUGUUUGUUGGGCAUUUACCACAUUGCUGAUACUUGUGCCCAAUCACUCAAUGAUGACAUUGAUGCAAUGUUUUCUACACAUAGGUUGAGCAUAUCUAGUCUGAGAGGUCAAUGUUAUGAUGGAGCAAGUAAUAUGUCAGGUGAGUUCAAUGGCUUAAAAACUUUAAUUUUAAGAGAGAACCCAUGUGCUAUGUAUAUUCAUUGCUUUGCUCACCAGCUUCAGUUGGCAGUUGUUUCUGUGGCACAUAGGAAUGUUAUGCUUAGUGAUUUAUUUAACCUGCUUGCUAUUAUUGUUAAUUUGGUUGGUGCAUCAUGUAAACGUGUAGAUGCUCUUCGAACAAGCUAUCAUGUUGAAAUUCUGGAGAAGCUUAAUAUUGAGGAACUUUCUGGUGGAACUGGUCAGUUUCAAGAAAUGAGUUUGGCACGCCCAGGUGAUACUAGAUGGGGCUCACAUCUAGAGACAGUUACUCGCUUUAUUAGUAUGUUUAAUGCAAUCAUAGAUAACAUGAGAGACAAUGGUUGGGAUACUUUGUUGAGUAAGGUAAUUCAGUUUUGUGUUGAUAGACAUAUUUCAGUGCCCUAUAUGGAUGAUAUUGUAGUAUUGAAAGGUCGACCUAGGCGUGCAAAUUCAAUCUUGCAAGAGUUGAAUGAUCGUUUUCCAGAAACAACUACUGAGCUUUUUACUUGCAUUUCGUGUUUAAAUCCAAGAGAUUCAUUUGCAGCUUUUAAUGUAUGUAAAUUGGUACGACUUGCUCAGUUAUAUCCUAUGGAUUUCAAUAGUGAAGAGCUUUUAUUACUUAGACCUCAACUUGACAAAUUUUUUAUACUCAUGAGAAUGGAUGAAGCUUUCUUCAACCUCAAAAGCAUAUCUUGGGUAGCUCAAAAGUUGGUUGAAACUGGAAGUUCUUGA
Olea europaea var. sylvestris is the source of this 957-nucleotide messenger RNA. RefSeq lists its product as uncharacterized. The coding region runs from base 1 to 957 and encodes 318 amino acids. The record is from RefSeq and is a predicted model, not a curated record. Lineage: Eukaryota; Viridiplantae; Streptophyta; Magnoliopsida; Lamiales; Oleaceae. The transcript is spliced from 3 exons.